Molecule: messenger RNA, 2570 nt
Organism: Ricinus communis (castor bean)
Lineage: Eukaryota; Viridiplantae; Streptophyta; Magnoliopsida; Malpighiales; Euphorbiaceae
Product: inorganic pyrophosphatase TTM2
Exons: 12
Coding region: 303-2276 (657 amino acids)
Cellular component (GO): cytoplasm
Molecular function (GO): kinase activity; ATP binding
Source: RefSeq, a predicted model, not a curated record
UCGCUUUGUCUCUCUCUCUCCUUUUCUUUCUAUACAUCUGGGCCUUUCUCGUGUUUGUGUGUAAUUACAGAUUCUCUAGAACACAAACUCUAUUGAUAUUAAAAAAAAAUUCGGAUACCUAUUUUAUACUGAGAAGGGAAAUAUCUUUAUUAUUUUAUUGAGAGAACCUACCUUAAAGGAGUAGUAAAAUCUCUUCUGUGAGUGACUGACCGACUCAUUGUUCAUUAAAAAUUAAACUGAACAACUCACUUUUUGUUUUGUUUUGUUUUGGAUUCGUCAGAGGAAGCCAGCAUUAUCUUCUAAUGGCCCAAGGUAUGUCUGGCAUUGAAUUGCACCAGAAAAAGCAGGGCCUCUUAAAAGACCAAGUGAGAUUGGUUAAGAGAAAGGACUGUGACCGCUAUGAGAUUGUUCCAAUCCAACAGACUUACACCUUUGAGAAAGGCUUUUUUUUAUUUAUUCGUGCAUGCCAAUUGUUGGCCCAAAAGAAUGAUGGGAUUAUCCUGGUAGGUUUAGCAGGUCCUUCAGGGGCUGGGAAGACUGUUUUCACAGAGAAGGUACUCCAUUUCAUUCCCAGUGUUGCUGUUAUUUCAAUGGACAACUACAAUGAUUCUAGCAGAAUUGUAGACGGCAACUUUGACGAUCCACGCUUGACUGACUAUGACACAUUGCUGAAGAAUGUCCAAGAUUUAAAGUCAGGAAAAGCAGUUGAGGUUCCAAUCUAUGAUUUCAAAUCUAGCUCACGCAUUGGAUAUAGGACACUUGAAGUCCCAACUUCUCGCAUAGUGAUUAUUGAGGGUAUCUAUGCUUUAAGUGAAAAGCUGCGGCCUAUGCUAGACCUACGAGUAUCAGUAACAGGAGGAGUUCAUUUUGAUCUUGUGAAACGAGUUUUACGGGACAUCCAACGUGCUGGCCAAGCACCAGAGGAAAUUAUCCAGCAGAUAUCUGAAACGGUGUAUCCAAUGUAUAAAGCUUUUAUUGAGCCGGAUCUUCAAACAGCACAUAUAAAAAUCAUAAACAAAUUCAACCCUUUCUCUGGAUUCCAGAGUCCUACUUACAUAUUAAAGUCAGCAAAGAAAGUGAAAGUGGAUCAGAUCAAGGCUGUUCUUUCUGAAGAGCAUACAGAGGCAACAGAGCAGACUUAUGAUAUAUAUCUUUUACCACCUGGUGAAGAUCCAGAAUCUUGCCAGUCAUAUCUGAGAAUGAGGAAUAAAGAUGGAAAAUACAAUCUUAUGUUUGAGGAAUGGGUCACUGAUAAUCCAUUUGUUAUAUCGCCAAGGAUCACUUUUGAAGUCAGCGUGCGGCUUCUCGGUGGGUUGAUGGCCCUAGGAUAUACAAUAGCAACCAUCCUUAAAAGAAGCAGCCAUGUAUUCUUUAAUGAUAGAGUGUGUGUAAAAAUUGAUUGGUUGGAACAACUAAAUCGUCAAUAUAUCCAGGUGCAAGGAAGAGAUCGGUUGGUUGUGAGAUGUGUUGCGGAGCAGCUAGGUUUAGAGGGCUCAUAUGUUCCACGUACCUAUAUAGAACAGAUUCAACUGGAAAAGCUUGUAAAUGAAGUUAUGGCUUUACCAGAUGAUUUAAAGACAAAACUCAGCCUGGAUGAGGAUUUAGUUUCAAGCCCCAAAGAAGCACUUUUGCGAGCCUCUGCUGACAGGGUAGCAAUGAGAAACAAGAACCUCAAAAGUGGUAUGUCGCAUUCAUAUUCAAGUCAAAGGGACAAGAACUUGUCCAAGCUUGCAGGACUUGCUGCAAGCGACAGAAGAUAUAAUGAAAGAAACUCAGAUUCAUCAGCAGUGCAAGCAAACGAGGGAAUGCUCACUCAACUAUCAGAACAGAUCUCCUCGCUUAAUGAUAGAAUGGAUGAGUUCACGAACCGGAUGGAGGAGCUAAAUUCCAAAUUAAACAACAAAAGCUCUCCAAGCCAACAGAACUUGGCUCUUCAAGCUGAAGCAUGUAACGGCACUGCUCCCACUUCUUACUUCCUCUCCGGUUUGAGCAACGGUUCCUUGACUGGACCAAAAUUAUCUAAUUCCUCGUCUUCCACCCAAUUGGCCAAGGAAUCACCUUUGCUGGAGGAGAUAACUGGCAUUAUGAGGGGACAACGACAAGUGAUGCAUCAGUUGGAUACGUUAAAUAAUCUCCUUCGCGAAAAUGCAGGAGAGAGGUCUCGGCAAGUAAGAACAAACAGGAGAAGCAUGAUUGCUGAUUCUGAUAUCACAAAAAUCGCUCUAGUUUUGUCUAUUGGUGUUAUAGGAUUUAGCAUGUUCCGGCGAAUUUUCUAGCAUAGAAUAGGUUUCAAUGGGUUCAGAUUCUUGUUCCUUCAUCUUUAGAAUUAUUUCACUCUCUUUAGGAUCCUCCGACAAAGUAUAAUGUGCUGCUGCCCUUCUGCCCGGCAAAGUGAAAUGGAUUGAUGAGAGUAAAUUUUGUUUGACAAGUAUUGAAGGGCAAAGAGCCUUUCUUCUUUUCUGCAACUCGGAGGCAAAUUUUUCUUAGUAGUACUAUAAAUCAGCUGUGUGAUGUUCUAUAAUCAACAUGGUUUACAUUAAUAGCAAAAAUAAAUGCAGCUACAUUGUUUC